CUUGAACUCAACAUUAAUCUCAACCGCGAAUAUGCUUGAACUUUAAGAAAGGCUUCAAGGUUCAAGGGGGGAUUCGAGGGUUAACCAAGGGGUAACAGGUAAGUAUACAUCAUUCCUACAACUUCAUGACAUGGUUUCCAGCCGAACAACAGACUUGGAAAAAGGUUUCUGCUACCGUAUUGCGCAACUUCGGUGUUCAAACUUAACCGGGCGGUCGCCUUCAUAUCCAUGGCCUUUCAUCUACCUUCAGCUAAACAUGUCAUUCAUUUCCAGGCCAUUGUUGGCCGUUCCCUUUCACGUCUGCUUCUGUGCAGUCUAUUUCUCCGAGCCUACAUAAAACGGUCUGCUGGCUGAUCAGAUGCCCACGAACUGUCUGGUUACCCGAAAGACUGGAGAAUGCCAUACGAUUUUUGGUGGGUUUCCUCUACCCUCAUAUGCUCCUCCCGUGCAUAUAUCUUUGACAGGAAGCUAGAUUCAGACCUAUAUGCACACGUCAAAGCGUCCGGAUGUCCACAAGGGACAACUUACGAGCCGCUGCAGAACUCCAUGGAUUCCGUACACAUGAAUUCCUGUGACAAUGCUACUACAUCAGCUGUUUCGCAGCAUCGUGCUCAGUCGAAGACUAGUUACUGUGCAUCGGAUUCUUGUGACCCGCAUGUUGAGGACUCGUUGUCGAGUUCUGAGAAAGCUGUUACUCAACAUUAUGCUCAAAGUGUGGCAAGGCAGUCUUUGCGCCACGGCUUCAGUGAUUCGCCCAACUAUCUGUACUCUGUCGAUCCGCAAUUGCCUAGCACAAUGCCGCACACGAUCGGCAAAUUCCCCACUGCGCUUUUGCAUGUCCAUCGGGGGGAUAUACCCGGUGAACAAGAACCUCCAUUCAACAAUUUCAAUGCAUCAGAAUCGCCAACCCAAUGCCUGUGGAACGACAGCCAAGGCCAGUGCAGCUUUACUGCGGAUACCGUUAUGACCGUGGUGAAGCAUAUAUCGUUGUACCAUCUUCAUGAGCAUCAGCACCCCGACUGUCAGGUGCAAUGUCGAUGUAGGGGCUGCCUGCUCCCGAAGACCAUAAGACGAGACACAAUUCUCAGGCAUAUCCGCGAAAUACACUACGGGGACAAAUUUCGCCGCAAGCACUCACCACGAGUUCCGUCUGAACUUGAAAGACCGAUCACUUUGGGUCGUACUAUGUAGGAGGUGGUUCUAUUAUACCUUCUGAUGAUAUAGUAUUCCUACUAUCGUAACUAGUGUGUAUCUUACUACGAUUUAUAUGACGUCCUGCCCGUACUUUGUGCAUACAUUCUAUACAACUCUUCAUUUUUGUUUCAGCAUGUAGAACACUAGUCCCAUAUGCUGUACAAGAGGACGUUUCCUGCCGUAA
Messenger RNA from Suillus subalutaceus, 1378 nucleotides. RefSeq lists its product as uncharacterized. The transcript has 3 exons. NCBI's taxonomy places the organism in Eukaryota, Fungi, Basidiomycota, Agaricomycetes, Boletales, Suillaceae. The record is from RefSeq and is a predicted model, not a curated record. The coding region runs from base 397 to 1191 and encodes 264 amino acids.